AUGUUCUCUGCGACACAUAGGCAGUUGGUGCGUGCGGUUGGUCAAAGACACAGUCGCACUGCUCGCCUGCGUCUGGCCCCUGAACCAACAAUGGACCCCGAGCGGGAGCAGCGAGAGCUUCAAAAAACGGCGAACCGCUCUGCCCGCCCACGCAAACCGCGCGCGUCUAUGGGAGGAUUCGACGGGGCUCGUCGGAGUCGUACUUCUACUGCAUCGCGUCGACGCGACGACGUAUUUGCAUCAGAUGAUUCUGGAGGGGAUGUUAAUUCGGACUCUGAUGAUGGAAUAGGCGCUAGGAAGAAAACGCAGUCGGCUCCCAAACGUGGGGGAGAGUAUGUGGCAGAUGACUUCGUCGUUUCGGACGAGGAUGACGCGGAUGAUGGCGGGUCGCCUAAUGGGAAGCGCAGGAAGGGACAUGACGAUGGUAUGGAUUCACUUGAUGAAGCAGAGGAGAAACUCGAGCGGGAGGCUGCCAAGCGUCGGAAGAAGGAAAGAGCGUCCGGAAAGGAAGACGCUGAUCUGGAUCCCGAGGCCGAUGCUGACGAAGAUGUGGAUAUGGAUGACAGUGCAGAAGAUGAGGAGGCUAGUAUUCGUAAGGCUGGUGGUAAAACAAGAAACAGGAGGCGGACGGUAGCUCUAGAUGAUGAAGACGAAGACGAAUGA
This is a messenger RNA of Rhizoctonia solani, 663 nucleotides long. RefSeq lists its product as uncharacterized. The transcript has a single exon. The record is from RefSeq and is a predicted model, not a curated record. Bases 1 to 663 code for a protein of 220 amino acids. NCBI's taxonomy places the organism in Eukaryota, Fungi, Basidiomycota, Agaricomycetes, Cantharellales, Ceratobasidiaceae.